AUGUUUGAUGCUCAAGGAGAUGUCAUGAUGGGAGGAGGCGAGUAUUAUACUCACCCGGUCCGCAUGACUAUGGGAGAUCAUAAGGAGACACUCCGAUGGGAAGUGGCUACUUUGGAAGAAGGAAUGACCGGUUACCUGCCAAUUAGUUGGGCUAGGAAGUAUAACCCAGAUAUCAAUUGGGAACUCAACACCAUGAGCUGGAGGAGUGACUACUGCAUGCAGAAUUGUCUCCCAGCGGCCACCAAGAUUGAACUGAUCUCUCCAUAUCAGAUGAUGGAAGAAGAAGAGACAGCCUAUCAAUUGGUUGGUUCAGUAUGGCAUGACGAGAAUGGAGGUGAUAUUGCUGAGAAAAUACACCACCUAUACCGGGAAUGGGCUGAUGUAUUCAGUCAAGAAAAGAUUGAGGAAAUGCCGCCGCAUUCCCAUAAUGAUUUGAAGAUCAAACUCUUGCCUGGCACCGCUCCCCCAUUUGGCCCGCUAUACCCAUGUUCCGCUCCAGAAUUGAAGGCCCUUCGCGAGUACCUGGACAAAGAAUUGUCUUCAGGAAAGAUCUCUAGAUCUAAUAGCCCUGCUGCGGUACCCAUACUGUUCAUUCCUAAGAAGGAUGGGACAUUGCGGAUUUGUGUGGAUUAUAGGGGAUUGAACAAGGUCACUGUGAAAGACAAGUACCCGCUGCCUAUCAUGAGUGAGCUCAGGGACAGGUUGUUCAAGGCCAAGAUCUUCACAAAGAUAGACCUGAAGAACGGCUUCAAUUUGAUCAGGAUAGCCGAAGGUGAUGAGUGGAAAACCGCUUUCAGAACCCGCUAUGGACUGUAUCAGUAUAAUGUGAUGCCGUUUGGCCUAUGCAAUGCUCCCUCCGCCUUCCAGGUAAUGAUCAAUGAUGUGCUAAAGGAACUACUGGAUGAAGGAGUGGUUGUCUAUAUUGAUGACAUCCUCAUCUACUCGGAAACUGAGAAAGAGCAUGAGCUACUGGUCAAGAAGGUUUUACAGAAGCUUAGGUAA
Messenger RNA from Morchella sextelata, 1002 nucleotides. RefSeq lists its product as uncharacterized. The coding region runs from base 1 to 1002 and encodes 333 amino acids. The transcript has a single exon. The record is from RefSeq and is a predicted model, not a curated record. Lineage: Eukaryota; Fungi; Ascomycota; Pezizomycetes; Pezizales; Morchellaceae.